UUGCUCUCAGCCCGGGUGUCAAUUGAUCUGCUCAGUAGCCCGCUGGAACCGGGGAGGCAGUGCAGUGGUGGUUCGCGGCUGCCAGCGUGCGUGCGGGCUGAGCAGCGGCUCAGCGUGGCACACGUGGGUGUCUUUAGCAAGGUGAAAGAUUGCGGCUUCCUCGACAAGGCUCGGUUUAGACUCGCGGUGGCUCGGUUUUUCCUUGGUGGAGAUUUGCGAUUCUCCGGUGAGGCGUUGUUCGAACAAGGACGGUCGCUGGUGGUCUGUGGAUCUGCGGGAAAAGACUGUUGUGGGUGGACGAUGGCGAUCGGGAAAACGCCGGGAGGAGGAGAAAGUUGUUCGCUACUCGCUGUAGUUCAAGGGUCGGUCUCGUCGACGAAGGGAGGCAAUUGGUCGCGACUGUGUAAUGUUGGCGGGCUGGAGGAGAAAGGACGUGUGAAGCUGAUGGAAAUUUUGGAGAAAGAGGGCCGAGGGUUUGAAUUUUUCGGAUCUGUUCGAAUUUUGAGCGAGAAGAAAGGGUUGAUGGUUGGUGUUGCGAGAGAGAAGAGAUUUGAGAAUUGA
This is a messenger RNA of Striga asiatica, 561 nucleotides long. Lineage: Eukaryota; Viridiplantae; Streptophyta; Magnoliopsida; Lamiales; Orobanchaceae. The record is from the annotation of a GenBank genome assembly.